Molecule: messenger RNA, 1128 nt
Organism: Carya illinoinensis
Lineage: Eukaryota; Viridiplantae; Streptophyta; Magnoliopsida; Fagales; Juglandaceae
Product: protein NBR1 homolog
Exons: 4
Coding region: 174-773 (199 amino acids)
Molecular function (GO): protein binding
Source: RefSeq, a predicted model, not a curated record
GAAUCAUUGGACUGGAGCCUUUUUGGUGGAAAAGCAAAGAUUGUGAAGAAGAUCAUGGAGAAAAGAACUUGACACAUCAUAAAGCUUUUGAGGCUAAAGAAAAAGAAGAGAGGAAUAGAAAAGUAUGUUCGGACUUGGCUCACUUUCGAAGGGCUAGACGCUGUUUCUGAGCAAUGGAUUUGAGGAGCAAGGCGGAGGCUAUCAAGAUUAAAUUUGGAGAUACUCUCAAGCGUAUGAAAGUACCUUACUCCUAUAUGGGCAUGACUGAUUUGAGGAGAACGAUCCGUGAUUUAUUUAAAUUCCCUGCUGAUGCUGACUUUAUCUUGACAUAUGUUGACGAAGAUGGUGAUGUGGUAACACUUUUUGAUAGUGAUGAUCUGUCUGCCGCGGUUAAUCAGAGCUUGAAAACCGUGAAGAUCAAUGUGCAACUGAGCAACAACAAUGCUCAAUCUGGUGGAAGCACUAUUUCUAUCCAACGUCUUACUUCUCUUCAAACCCAGCAUCCAUAUCCGAAGAUCGAAACCGGUGUUGUUGCUAAGGUUUCAAAAUCAGUGCUGCAACAGCUCCGGGAAGCACUUCUGCUACAUGAAGCACUUUCAAAGAUUUCGGAGGAUAUAAUUUCUAAAGCUGUCUCUGAUCCAGUUCUUGUUGAUUUAAUAUCAAAGACCGCACAGACCUACCUCAAAUAUCUGGAUUCACAAACUCAUUCUGGAACGGAUUCAACUACGCCGAAUGUUGAUAAUGACGAGGGGGACGAAGCUGGGUGCCAAUGAACCGUGCAAGAGUUUGGUUUUACGCUGACAGAAAACAACAGAUCAAGUAAUGAAUAUCAAGCUUCGUACGUGCUGUAAUAGAUCUCACAGUGGGAAGAAGAAUUAAGUUGAAGGCCCUUGGGCCUUUAGCAUAUGGUAUAUUACUAUUACUAUUAUAAGUUAAUGCACUAUAAAUAUAUACAUAUAUAUAUAUAUAUAUAUAAACUUGGUGUUUGUAAUGGAAUGAUUCGCUUUUUCUCAAGGGAAACUUGAUAGAACAACAUGCCAUGAUGACAUAUAUGUGUGUGUGUGAUGUAUUUUAUUGUUGAUACUAUGGUGAUUUUAUGCUAUUGUGCCUUAGUUUUCACAUUAACAA